AUGCUCUGUCUCGGACAGGUGGAUGGGGUGUUCCACAACCUCCCGGUGAUCACGGUCAACAGGCGGCUCCAAGCAUAUCAGCAUGGUACUAACAUCCUGGUGCAAACUGACUUUGGCCUCAUUGUGAGUUACGACCUGGUUUACCAGGCCAGAGUCACCGUUCCACAGCGAUACCAGGGCCACACCUGUGGCCUGUGCGGGAACUACAGUGGACAGCAGGACAGCAAGUUUCUGCUCCCCAAUGGCAGGACAGCCUCUGAUGUGGCAGCAUUUGGCUCUGCUUGGGAAGUCCAGGUCCCAGGAGCAUCAUGUUUAGACAGAUGCGCUGGGAACAGCUGUCCAGUUUGUGAGGAGAGGAAGAAGGACGUCUUCAAACAGCGCCACUACUGUGGGUUGCUCACAGCCCCUGACAGCCCCUUCACUGCCUGCCACGGCACGGUCAGCCCCAGUGUGUAUCAGAGCAACUGCCUGUAUGAUCUGUGCCUCAGCAAUGGAGAUGCACAGGCUCUGUGCCAGAGCAUGCACAGCUAUGUGACGGCCUGCCAAGAGGCCAAGGUCACCAUCCCGCCCUGGAGGAGCGCCUCCUUCUGCCCUGUGACCUGCCCUGCCAACAGCCACUAUGAGGUCUGUGCUGACCUGUGCACUGUCACCUGUGCUGGAAACAUCAUAGAUUGCCCGGAGACCUGUGCCGAAGGCUGCCAAUGUGACGAGGGCUUCUUCUUCGAUGGCCAGGGCUGUGUGACUCAGGAGAGCUGUGGAUGCUUCGAACAGGGGAGAUACUACAAGCCUAGUGAGGCGGUCCUGAUGAAUGAGUGCCAGCAAAGCUGCACAUGUGUUCCCACCCGAGGGGUGACCUGCGAAGCCCACAGCUGCUCCAGAGGAGAAACCUGCCAGAUCAGAGAUGGCGUCAUGGGCUGCAUCAGCCAAGUUAUUCCAUCCUGCAGUGUGCUUCGCUGCAGGGAAGGAACUAUUUGCAAGAAGAUAAAUGGGCAGCCAGAGUGUGUGCCAGUCUCUCAGGCCACGUGCUGGGCUGGGGGUUACUUGCAUUACUACACCUUCGAUGGACGGGUGUAUGAUUUCCACGGCACCUGCAACUACACGGUGGCCAAGACCUGCAGGGAUGACUCCGUCCUGCCCUCCUUCCAUGUCAUGGCCAAGAGCGAGAACAGGGGGAACACACAGGUCUUCUACAUUGGGUCGGUAACUGUCCAGGUGGAUGGAGUCACCAUCACAGCAGCCAGGGCUGAGGUCGGCUUUGUGGGGGUGAAUAACACCAGGGCCCACUUACCCAUCUCCCUGAACAAUGGGGCCCUUCGGCUCUAUCAGAGCAGCACCUCCCUCGUCCUCCGCACCGACUUCAACCUCAGCAUGUCCUAUGACUGGAACAACCACUUGAGGGUCACCGUCCCUAAUGACUUCUCUGAGAGCCUGUGCGGCCUGUGCGGCAACUAUAACGGGGACCUCUCCGAUGACUUCCGGACCCCGGACGGGGACCUGGCUCCCAGUGUCACCACCCUGGGGAAAAGCUGGGCGGUGGAAGAUGAGGAUCAGUUUUGCUGGCACGAUUGCAUUGGAGGUUGCAGGCCCUGUGACCCCAGCAUCGCCAGAAAGUACAAGGAGGAGGCCUCGUGCGGCCUGAUAACCAAGGUCUCAGAUGGACCCUUCAGCCAGUGCCACAGCAAGGUGGAUCCUACAGUCUACUUGGACAACUGCGUGUACGAUCUGUGCCAGAACGACGGCUACAGGAUGGUCCUGUGUGAGGCCCUGAAGGCCUAUGCAGACACCUGCCAGCUAGAGGGGGUCAGGAUUGGGGAAUGGAGGCAGCUGGCCAGAUGCCCCAUGGAGUGCCCCCUGGAGAAUAGCCAGUACCAGCUCUGUGGAACAGCCUGCCCAGCCACAUGUGUGGACCAGUCAGCCCCCAGCAGCUGCGAAGACCCCUGCGUGGAGAGCUGCCAGUGCAAGGAUGGUUUUGUGCUGAGCCAGGGCAAAUGCAUAUCCAUGCACGGCUGUGGGUGCCUAUUCAAGGGGCGCCCCUAUGCCCCCAAUGAGAGUUUCUGGGUCGAUGAGGCAUGUGGGACACGGUGCAUAUGCAAUGCAACCACUAAACAAGUCGAAUGCGUGGCCGCCACGUGCAAACAGUCGGAGAGGUGCGGGCUAGUGAACGGCGUAUGGGGCUGUUACCCCUCCAGCUACGCCACCUGCUCUGUGACAAGGAAUCUGCACUACACCACCUUUGAUGGACAGAGAUACGACUUCCAAGGCACCUGCCGCUACCAGCUCACGGCUCUGUGCAAGAAGGCAGAGGGACUGGUGGACUUUGAAGUCUACUUUCAGGAGAACAAUACCGCUCCUGUACAGAUCAAGGUGUAUCAGACCAACCUCAGGGUCAGCAAUCAAUUCCCUGGGAAAGUCCUGGUGAGUUUCUCAAAUUGUCUCUAA
Messenger RNA from Emys orbicularis (European pond turtle), 2439 nucleotides. Its product is annotated as IgGFc-binding protein-like. Bases 1 to 2439 code for a protein of 812 amino acids. The record is from RefSeq and is a predicted model, not a curated record. Lineage: Eukaryota; Metazoa; Chordata; Testudines; Emydidae. The transcript has 6 exons.